GGCGGAUGUGCUUUCGUCCACCUUCUCUCGUGAGAAAGAGGUAGUGGGAAACCAGCGUCGGGUAGUGUGAGUUGAGAGCUGUUUCUCUCACUAGAACUCUUCUAGGUUGCUCUACUACUUUCGGCACCGCCACUCGCGGUGGUCGCCGCCGUCGGAGCCCUCCUGGCUCCGGUGACUUCAAGGUGCUUGGUCGAAGGUUUUUUGGAAAUCUGUUUCAUUUUUCAUCGGAUUUAAUGGUGAUUUGCUGAACUGUUGAUUUUCUUCAUUGGAGAACCCUCUGGUUCGUAGUGGAAUGGACACUGAUUGACGGCCAUGAGACUGGGAGUUAUGAUUUGGUGACGAAAGGUGUGGUGAGGGGUCUGGUGCGCAAAGGAGCUCCUGCAAGGCUAUGUACUGGGUUUGGGGUGGUUGGCCGAUGAAGACAACUGGCUCGUAUUCAUGCCGGAUAAGAAGGUAGGAGUUUACCCUUCGUGAAUGAGGGCGCUCCAACUUGACUCUCCUGUCUGGAUUUUUGUGUUGCUUGGUGACGUAUGGGUUUCGCCGGAGAAGACGACCGACCACGGGGAGUUGGAACCGCCCAUCGUUGUGCUUUUUUCCUACUGUGGUUUCCGGCUACUGUCAUUCCGCCUCAAAGCGCUGUCUACCAACGUCAUUGAGGGCUGCCGGGGCUCAACGGGGGUGGGGAGAGGGUUGAGGAUCGUCGGUUUGGCUUUGGUUAUUGUUCCGACUUGGUGUUUUGUUUGUUUUGCCUCUAGUCGCUGGUCGCCGGAAAGCCUGGGGUCGCCGGACCAGGUGGGGGGGCUUGGACAGGGGAUGAGUUCUUUUUCCGGCUACUGCCGAACUGACCACCGUGCUUUCUCACAUCAACGCCGUUGAGGGUCGCCGGGGCUCAACGGGGGUGAGGGGUGAGAUGGGGGACAUCGGGUUGGCAGCUGUUACUUCUCCGGCUGGGUUUUUCCUUUCCUCCGGUCGCCAGACCUAGGUGGGGUGGUUGGUUGGGGGGUGGGCUUGCAUUGACGGAUAGGUGGACUGACAGGUGGGCAGGGUACGGUUGUACAGCUUGUCACCUCGUCGAAUUUGAAUUUCAAAUUUGGAUGCGGUGCGGCUUCUUGCUCUGGACUGCUGUAGCAAACCCUAGCUGCAUAUGCGGAUGUACUAGCUACUGGAAUGGGCCGAUGCGGAUGGACGCUUUUGGAGGCUUGGGCCGACUUGCCUUGGGCUGAUUCAGAAAGGAGGAUGUCCUUUAAUUAGGCUGGAUCCAUGGAUGCUUUGACUUUUUGUGGACUGUGAUGCAUUGCUGGGUCUUGGGGCUUUUAUUAGUUUCUGGCCCAGUUUACAUGAUUUGUUUUUUUGAUGUAUUGGAUUUUUGUUGGACUGGAUUGGACACUUGUCGAGGCUUGUCCCGUGCUAGUUUUGAUAUUUUGGUGGAUGAUUUCCCAAAAAAAAACUCUCUCUCCCUCCGCAAGCGGGGGGGGGGGGGGGGGAUAUGAUAGAUACUAUUUUAGGUUAGCUUGCUAGCUUAGAUAGUUAUUUUUGAGUUUUUUUUGUGCAUUGUACUUAUGCUAUUUUAUGGAUAUAUAUAUUUACAUUUUAUCCAAAAAAAGAAGAGGUAGUGGAGUUAUGACUGGUUGAUCAGAG
Messenger RNA from Cuscuta europaea, 1638 nucleotides. The record is from the annotation of a GenBank genome assembly. NCBI's taxonomy places the organism in Eukaryota, Viridiplantae, Streptophyta, Magnoliopsida, Solanales, Convolvulaceae.